This is a messenger RNA of Musca vetustissima, 1399 nucleotides long. It is a transcript of the gene Nfs1, whose product is annotated as cysteine desulfurase, mitochondrial. Gene Ontology annotation, cellular component: nucleus; cytosol; mitochondrion. Lineage: Eukaryota; Metazoa; Arthropoda; Insecta; Diptera; Muscidae. The transcript has 6 exons. Gene Ontology annotation, molecular function: cysteine desulfurase activity; pyridoxal phosphate binding. The coding region runs from base 1 to 1392 and encodes 463 amino acids. The record is from RefSeq and is a predicted model, not a curated record. Gene Ontology annotation, biological process: [2Fe-2S] cluster assembly.
AUGUUACGUCUAAUAAAUCCUAAGGCGCUAAAAGCCGCCAUUGGUAUCCAGAGACAAUGGGUUGCAUGCAUAAGUCAAUCAGCCGCAGUUGGACAGCAAUCACAAAGCGAGGAAUCUGUUUCAUCAUCGGAACAAUUUAGACAAAAACGCAUUAAGUUAAAUAUUAAAUCCGACAAUGUGGAGGGACGUCCAUUGUACUUGGAUGCACAAGCCACAACACCUUUGGAUUUCCGUGUAUUGGAUGCCAUGUUGCCCUAUCUAACAAACUAUUAUGGUAAUCCACAUUCUCGCACCCAUGCCUAUGGUUGGGAAACCGAACAGGCUGUAGAAAAAGCCCGUGAACAAGUUGCGGCAAUUAUUGGUGCUGAACCCAAGGAAAUUAUUUUUACAUCUGGUGCCACCGAAUCGAAUAAUAUUGCUGUAAAGGGUGUUGCAAGAUUCUAUGGUGCAAAGAAGAAGCAUGUCAUCACAACACAAACCGAACAUAAAUGCGUUUUAGAUUCUUGUCGCGCCCUGGAAAAUGAAGGCUUUCGUGUAACAUAUUUACCGGUACAGUCAAAUGGUAUCAUCGAUAUGAAACAAUUGGAGGAGGCCAUAACACCAGAAACCUCAUUGGUAUCCAUAAUGACAGUUAACAAUGAAAUCGGUGUAAAACAACCCAUUGCUGACAUUGGCGCCCUAUGCCGUUCCAAAAAAGUCUUCUUCCAUACGGAUGCCGCUCAAGCUGUUGGCAAAAUUCCACUCAACGUUAAUUCCAUGAAUAUUGAUCUAAUGUCAAUAUCUGGCCACAAAAUCUAUGGUCCUAAAGGUGUCGGUGCCCUAUAUGUGCGUCGUCGUCCACGCGUCCGUUUAGAACCCAUUCAAAGUGGUGGUGGCCAGGAAAGAGGUCUACGUAGUGGUACCGUACCCGCACCCCUCGUUGUUGGCUUGGGCGCAGCCGCUGAAUUGGCACAAAAAGAAAUGGAAUACGAUACAAAAUGGAUUAAUUUCCUAUCGAAACGUCUCUUGGAUCGUAUAACAUCGGCCCUGCCACAUGUUAUACGUAAUGGAGAUCCCGAACAAACAUAUAAUGGCUGUCUUAAUCUCUCAUUUGCAUAUGUGGAGGGUGAAUCGCUAUUGAUGGCCCUUAAAGAUGUGGCCUUGUCAUCGGGUUCGGCAUGUACGUCGGCAUCAUUGGAACCAUCGUAUGUGUUGAGAGCUAUCGGUACAGAGGAGGAUUUGGCACACAGUUCAAUAAGAUUUGGUAUUGGCCGUUUCACAACCAUCGAAGAGGUUGACUAUACAGCUGCUAAGUGUAUACAACAUGUUGAAAGAUUGCGUGAAAUGUCACCAUUAUGGGAAAUGGUACAAGAGGGUAUUGAUUUGAAAAAUAUCCAAUGGUCACAGCACUAAUUUGUUU